AUAACAAACAAAUGUUUGAAUAAUCAGUGUUUACAAAAUAUAGUAUUAUUUUCUCUAACUAAAAUGUUUUAAAAAUCCAAAAGGUGAAAGAUUCCCAUUCUGUUUAAGCUAGUAUCAUAAUAACAAGGUGCUUAGAAUUCAUUUUUCCAAAUCAAACGCAACAGGGAAGGUUGAAGGAAACGCAAUUCAAUUCUAUUCAAUCCCCCUUUCCUUCCCUUCCCUUUGCAUUUCGAAAUCCAAAAACCUGUUUUUCGGUUUCCAAGAAUCGUAUAUUCAAUCAAGCAACGAUUUUCUUUGAUUUUGAUCGAAUGGGUCAAGCUUUUCGCAAGCUUUUCGAUACCUUCUUCGGCAAUACCGAGAUGCGGGUUGUCAUGCUUGGUCUUGAUGCCGCUGGAAAAACAACUAUACUCUACAAACUUCACAUUGGAGAAGUUUUAUCCACCGUUCCUACAAUUGGUUUCAAUGUAGAGAAGGUUCAGUAUAAGAAUGUUAUUUUCACCGUUUGGGAUGUUGGAGGCCAAGAGAAAUUGAGGGCACUCUGGAGGCAUUAUUUUAACAACACAGAUGGUCUGAUCUAUGUUGUUGAUAGUCUGGACCGCGAGAGAAUUGGGAAAGCAAAGCAAGAAUUUCAGAAUAUUAUAAAUGACCCAUUUAUGCUCAACAGUGUCAUCUUGGUGUUAGCCAACAAACAGGACCUGAGAGGAGCGAUGACGGCAAGAGAAGUAUGUGAUGGAUUAGGUCUCUUUGAGCUCAAGAAUAGAAAAUGGCACAUACAAAGCACUUGCGCACUCAAGGGCGAUGGCCUUUAUGAGGGUUUGGACUGGUUGUCCUCAACACUAAAGGAGAUGAGAGCUGCUGGAUACUCUUCAUUAGGACUAGGAACUUCAUCUUUCUAGUUUUCCGGGUAUUUUGGCUUUGUGAUUUUGUGAUUGGUGAAUGCGUAACCGUGACUUUGGGUUUCAUCUGAGCGAUGAAGAAUGUAGUUAAUUCGGGUUUCAGGGUACAUAAAGAUAUGUGACUUGCUAUGAUUAUAGAAGUUUGUACAUGUCAAAUGAUUAACUAAAUUCUGUUACUAUAUUGAUCCCCACGUUAAGUGCAUGAAUAUUGGAUACAAAGUUGGAUACCGGCCGGACCAGUUGCUUA
Lathyrus oleraceus (garden pea) is the source of this 1143-nucleotide messenger RNA. RefSeq lists its product as uncharacterized. NCBI's taxonomy places the organism in Eukaryota, Viridiplantae, Streptophyta, Magnoliopsida, Fabales, Fabaceae. Bases 309 to 896 code for a protein of 195 amino acids. The transcript has 7 exons. Gene Ontology annotation, molecular function: GTPase activity; GTP binding. The record is from RefSeq and is a predicted model, not a curated record.